GUCGUAGCUUUACUCGGCGCCUACGAUCGUCCGACGGCGAGGAUGUCCGCGUCAAAGAUCUCCGUGUUCGGGGAUCCCUGUGUCAUUGUUUUUCGUAUUGCCUCGAGUCCGCAAUAUCUCGAGGAAGAUACUGUUAACAUUUCUACGAAGCAUCGUUCGAUCUUAUCGCUUCUCGCCGGGUGUCCUCGACGUUCUCGUCAUCGCGAGAUUCACCGAAGCAGAAAGGAGGUGGAAGAAGGAGAGGAAGAGGAUCACCCUGCUUUACCGAAACGAACGGGCUAUCGUCACUUCGUAAAAGUGAUAGAUCUUGGAAAACAUUUAGACUUAAUAAAUCGAGAACGAUCGCCGUACAUUUUUCAGAUAAGAAGUGCAGCACGCGGAGGAAUCAAGGAAGAACUCGUCUUUGUACGACGCUAAAGGCCAAGGCUACUGCUGUUGCUGCUGCUGUUGCUGCUGCUGCUGCUGCUUUCACCGAGGAGAGCUUCCACUGGAAGUGAGAGAGAGAGAUAGAGAGAGAGAGAGAGAGAGAGAGUGAGAGUGGGAGAGAGAAAGACGGACAAAGGAAGAAAAUGAGCGAGUGAGAGGGAACGACGACGAGUCGGCACGUGGGCAAGCCAAGAUCAACCGAGGGUUUGUUGUGCGUGGUGGUGAAAGUGAGAAAGAGGAGUAGAAAAAGAGAGCGAAGGCGUACUUUAUUGGAAAAGACUGCUGGAUUGUUUACUUUGACGAAGCACUUGAAAGAAAUUUUUACGAGCAGGAGUAACGUGCGAGGAACUCCGCGUGAGGAAACAAAAAAAAAAAAAAGACAAGAAAAAGAUCCAAGAAGAAAAGUACGAAGGAAGAAAACAAUAGAUUUUCGAAGUGAGUGAAGACGGAAGACUAGCGAGAGGAAGAAAUUUUACGAGACGCUCUUCUCGUGUAUACAGAUCGUUUGCUAUAAAGUUCUUCAUAAAUUCUGGAUGAUUUAUGAGCGUUCCAUCGAUCGAUACAUAGGCGUGGAAGAGGACAAAGAGAGAAGAGCGAAGCGACGUCGUAGUCAUGGUGUAAAAGAGGAAGGAAAACGGAGAGAAAAAAAGAGAGAAGAGAAAAGAAAAAUGAAAAUACGAGAAGGGAGGGGACAACUGUGACGGCAAACUGUGUUUCAUGCGAGGCUGUAAUCAUAAAAAGGAUACUACUUCAUCGUCUAGUCGAUUAAUAGGAAUAGAGAGAAAAAGAGAGAACUUGGCCGACGGCGAAGGUGAUGCUCCAGGUGAGCGGAUACAACGAGCCCUGGGCGGCCCUUUUUUCUUCUUCUCAUUCUUCUUCUUCUUCUUUUCCUCCUCCUCCUCCUCCUCCUUCCCUUAGCUCUUCCUAUUACCUUUCUCCCUCUUUUUCUAUCUCCUUUCUCUGUGAACGUUAUCGAGAAAGAAGAAGAACCAUAGUCAUCGCCGUUGCGUCGAGUCGAAGUGAAGAAGAAAAACGAGUAAUAGUAACGUCCUCGUCGUUGUCGUCGUCAUUCUCAUCGAGAAAGAAAAGUCGAAGGACGACGAGUAGAACGAAGAAAAGGUUCGAAACUAGUAAAGGUAAUAAAGGAAGAGGAAGAUACGAAGAAGAAGAAGAAGAGAAAGAAGGAAAGAGCGCCUCGUCGAAAACGGCGCUCUUGUUACGGCGGCGAUAGGAGAGAGAGUUAUGGUGGCUCGCACAUGCAAUGACUGUGGCCGCAGCCGUGGCACUGUGGCAUCGUGCCAACCUCUACAAGGCGAUGGCCUGCGUCGUCCUCGCGCUCAUUGCUGUUCAGUAUCUUCUAAGCGGAGUAUUGGAUCGUCGAUCCAUCGAGACCAUAUUCACCAUUAAUGCUACGAGAUACGCCGAUCGGACGUAUAGGAACCAUCCUCGUGGAUUGAUCAUAUACGGUCCAGCGACCGUGUCUAGCGUUUCCAAAGGCGACAACAACAACAACAACAACAACAAUGUCACUUCGAAAAUAUUCCCAUCAGCCGGCAAAGGGGAUAAUGGUGGAAGUGGUCUCGCGAACAUUACCAAAACCGAAGCUGGAGUAUUUCCGACGAACAACGUCAUUGGGUUGUCUCCUGGAAGCUCACCUCAAUAUGCCUCGAAUGCCACGAAUAACGCGACGAUUCAACAAUGUCCCCUUGUAUCUCCAAAUCUCGUUGGUCCAGUGGCCGUUAGUAAAACUCCACCGGAGAUGUCGGUCAUUGAAAAAACGUUCAUCGAGGUGAAUCCAGGUGGAAGAGGAUGUCCAACGAAUUGCGUAGCGAGAGAUCGCGUAGCCAUUAUUAUUCCGUUUCGUGAUCGGCCACAGCAUCUGCAGGCGUUACUCUUCAAUGUGCAUCCGAUUCUCUUGCGUCAGCAAAUCGAUUAUCAGAUCUUUGUGGUCGAGCAGGAAGGUACCGGAGCAUUUAAUCGAGCGAUGCUGAUGAACGUCGGUUACGUGGAAGCCUUGAAGGAAAGAACAUUCGAUUGCUUCAUUUUCCACGAUGUCGAUUUACUUCCGGAAGACGAUAGAAAUCUGUACACCUGCCCGGAACAACCCAGGCAUAUGUCCGUCGCCGUUGAUAAGUUCAGAUACAAGCUCCCGUAUGCCGACCUUUUCGGUGGUGUUUCCGCUAUGUCCCGGGAACAUUUCAAACUGGUGAACGGCUUCAGCAACGUCUUUUGGGGUUGGGGUGGCGAGGACGACGACAUGGCAAAUCGUAUAAAGGCUCAUGGUUUGCAUAUAUCUCGUUAUCCUGCUAACGUAGCUCGCUACAAGAUGCUAACGCACAAGAAGGAGAAGGCUAAUCCAAAGAGGUACGAGUUCCUGAGGACAGGGAAGAAGAGAUUCGCGACGGAUGGUCUAAGCAAUCUUCAAUACGAGCUGAUCGAUAAACAAAAGCCAAAAUUGUAUACGUGGCUUUUGGUACGACUGACACCACCGCAGCCCAGCUGAUGGCUACCAUGGAUCGGUUGAAGGCUCUGGGAAUUUUCUCUCAUGGCCUUAUCAAAAUGAUACAGAGUCCGCUUUCUUUUUCAGAACGUUCCUCCAUCUUUCUAUUUUACGACUAAUGCUCGAUAAAACUCGCACAGUGGGAUAAAUUAUCUAUCAGCGUCCGUUGUUUAUUACGUGCAUGCGUGUGUACUUUCUUCUUUUGUUUCUUUUCUUGUUCUUUUUUUUCUUUUUUUUCUUUUUUCUUUUUUCUUUUUGUUUUUCUUUUUUUUUUUUUUUUUUUUUUUUUUUUUGUUUUUUUUUUGUUUGAACGUUCUCUAAAGAAAAAGAAAGAGAAUGAACAAGAUGAAGAAGAGAGCGAAGACUUCGAUCGGUACGUUUCGUAAUACGAAAACGAACUUCCGCACUGUUGUUGUUGUUGUUGUUUUCGAUUGUAUCCGGCGUGCGCGUUUAGAUAACUCGCGUCUAUUACUACUGGUUUCCCUUGAAAAUCUUAGCACCGUUAGAGGGGUGCGACGACGGUGGAAACGUCAUUGCGUGAUAUAUUUUUAUUCCUCAUAUUUUUUUAUUGCAACGAUAGGAUAACGAGUGCGAUUAGAGAUGUAACGAAAGAGUUGACGUGCCAAAGGAGAGAGUGAAAGUGAAUCUAAGAAAAAAAAAAAAAGAAUGAAUAACAAGGAAGAGAGAGAGAGAGAGAGAGAGAGAGAGCGUGUGCAUGGAAUUUUUAUGAUUGAGUGCUUGAACGACGGUAAUUCGGUCGGAUAAAAAAUUCCUUAGAAUUAAAUAAAACAAAAAGACGUCCACGUUAUCUCUGGAUCUCAUUCCGAAUCUUCUUCCUGUUUAAAUUGAAAAAAAAAGAAAAAAAAACAAAAAACGAAAAAAAAAGAUAAAAAGAUAAAACAGAAAAAAAGAAAACCAAGAAAAAACAUAAGAAGUAUGAUAUCACACAAAAAAGACAUGGAACGGGAAGAAGAAAUAAUUUUUUCCAAUCGCGGAACGUCGUCUAUCUACUUAAUUAAGCUAAAUAACUUUAGGAUAUGCUUGGAAAAAGAAUUUACUUAGCUUAUAAUUAGUCAUUAUAUUAUCAUGUAUAUAUAUAUAUAUAUACACACACACACACACACACACACUCACACACACACACACACAUACGUACGUACAUACACACACACACACACUUCUAUUUUUUUAUAUAAAACAACUUUUAAAAAUCGCGAAUGCAGUGUCCACCGAUACCGUGGACGUUCGGUUUACGUCGUGUCGUCCGUUUGCACGAGAUAUCAAUGAAAUAAAAUAUCAAAUGAGAUUAAAAAUAAAAAAAAAA
This is a messenger RNA of Vespa mandarinia (Asian giant hornet), 4250 nucleotides long. Its product is annotated as beta-1,4-N-acetylgalactosaminyltransferase bre-4. Gene Ontology annotation, molecular function: galactosyltransferase activity; N-acetyl-beta-glucosaminyl-derivative 4-beta-N-acetylgalactosaminyltransferase activity. The record is from RefSeq and is a predicted model, not a curated record. Lineage: Eukaryota; Metazoa; Arthropoda; Insecta; Hymenoptera; Vespidae. Gene Ontology annotation, cellular component: Golgi apparatus. Gene Ontology annotation, biological process: carbohydrate metabolic process; glycosphingolipid biosynthetic process.